GAAGAUGGACCAGACAUCUGGAGAACAUGAUGAAGAUGAUCUCCAGAAGUUCCGCCAGCUGCUGUCCGGGUAUGAAAUGCACGAGCUCCGGAUGAUGUACGAAGACUUCAGAGAUGACCUGGUCUACAUUGUGCAGGUCUUGGACACUCGGAGCCUCUUGGCCGAGCUGAAAUGUCGAACUUCUCUAAACGCCGAGUCAAUGAAAAGAGACCUGGGAGCCUCCGAAUUUUCUAAGAAUUUGGUAAAAGAUGUUUUGGAAAAAGGAAGAGACGCCGUGAUUGGAUUUUUGGAAUGUUUCUAUUUUCUACAGACCAACCACCCCCACCACAAUCUACUGGCGGUUCUUGGUGAAAUCCAGCACAUCGAAGGUAACAUAUUGCUGGAUGAGUACGGACACUCGCUGACUCCCGAUAUAAAAGAAAUCCAAGAAAAGCACAAGCAGUUCCUGCUGGAGACGACUCAGGCGUUAGUGGAAAAUAAGCCACCGGGAACCAGCUUGGAGAGUCAAAGUUUCCCCAUUUCAGAGCGUUACGUGGAUCUGGUUGUCGUGUCCACAGAGAAUUUUAGACGCCGCACUCAGCACGAGCUGAUAGAGAUCGGGAAAAAACAUGAAAGCUACUUGUACAAGACUCAAAGAGGACUGGAGCGCAUUUCUCCCAAAAGGCUCUUUCGCUGGUGCCACCAAAUAAAAAGUGUGCCAAAUGUCAUAAUGAUCAGCGGGGUACCAGGAGUAGGGAAGACCACCCUAAUGCAGAAGUUUGUCUGUGAUUGGGUGAAUGGAAAGCUCUAUCAGAGAUUUUCUUUUGUUUUCUUCUUCAAAUUCCGGGAGCUCAACCGGCUGAAAAAAGUCAGCUUGGAGGAGAUGAUCCUUCACCAGUAUCCUCAUCUAAAUGGUCAACUUGAAAACAUCUUAAAAAACCCGGAACAGCUUUUAUUUAUCUUUGAUGGCUUGGAUGAAAGUCGCCACCAGAUGGACUUUGCAUCAAGUCCUCUGUACACCAACACAAAGGACAAGCGAGACCUUGGCGUGAUCCUGGUUAACUUGUUGAGGCAAUCUGUUCUCAAGGGUUGCUCGGUGCUAAUAACCAGUAGACCAGCCAAACUGGCCUCCAUUGAUGCUGACAUUUUUCAGCUAAUUUGUGAGGUCAUGGGAUUUUUUCAUGAGGAACGAAAGAAGUACUUUGUCCAAUUUUUCGGAAACGAAGAUCUGUCCAAGAAGGCUUUUGAUCACGUGAGGGACAAUGAAGCUCUGUACACUUUCUGUUACAUCCCAUCAUACUGCUGGAUCAUCUGCACGGUGUUAUCGAUGUACUUCAACGCUCAUCAAGCACACAACGAGAACCCAUUGAUAUUUUUACCCAAAACUGUGACGCAGCUCUUUGUGACAUUUAUCUGCAACAUUCUGGCCAAUCACACCCAAGAGGCGGACUGUGCCAGGAACCUAUUAAUGCCUCUCGGAUGGUUGGCAGAAUAUGGGGUAAUGAACCACAUCAUUGUGUUUGAAGGGCGAGAUUUGGAAUCGUUCAACGUGGACACUUCUUCACACGUCUUCACAAGUUUUAUGGUGGAAUCCACUCAGACUCUGUAUGCCAAUUUUUCAUUUUUACAUCUUACUGUCCAGGAGUUCAUGGCUGCCUUGGCCCAUCACAUUGACUAUGACCCUGACAACUUACUGGAAUCUCUUGACAAAGCCAAAUCAUUUCGAGAUGGGCGUGCUGAAAUAUUCCUUCGUUUCCUCUGUGGUCUGUCUGAUGGCUCCACCAAGGCUCUUCUUAAGUCCUUCUUGAAUUUCUCUACCGACGCUUCCAAAAAUGUCAUCACAUGGCUACAUCAACAGUCUCCGCUGGUCAGGAAGCUGACAAAGGAUGCUUGGGACAGGAGGGAGACUUUAAAUAUUUUCAACUACCUCUUUGAAUCUCGAAACAGAAAACUCGUGUUGGAGGUUCUUGGCCAAAACCUGACAUUUGAUUUUUCAAGGUUCAACCUGACCCCCCUCGACUGCACGGUCUUGGCCUUCAUUUUGAUCUCAUGUGAAGAGACUGAACUCCUCGAUCUAGAGAAAUGUUACCUUGAGACGGAAUGCUGGGAGAGACUUUCUACCAGCCUUCACGCUGUCCAGAGACUUGGACUAGUGUCCAAUGAGGUGAAGGAUGAAGAUAUCCCUUUCAUAGCUUCUGCAUUAGACCAUCCUGACUGCAAGAUCCAGAAUCUGAGUUUGAGUAAUAAUCUGCUGACACACACGGCCUGCAAAUACUUGGCCUGUAAAAUGACAAACAACCAGUCCCUGAAGACACUCAACUUGUCCUACAACAAUCUGAGUGGCCCUUACUUCCGCGACUUGAUGGCGGCUCUGUCCACAUGCAGAGUGGAAGAACUUCUGCUCUAUCACACCAGUCUAACACAUGAAGAUUCCCAGUUCCUCAAGCUACUGAGCAGCACCAAAAGCCUCACCUCCCUAAGCAUAAGCUACAACAACAUCACCGAUGCUGGGUCAAGACACAUUAUCAACCUGAUAGAGAAUUCCUCCAGCCUAAAAGGCGUCAGAAUUCUCGUGAAUGGCUUUUCCCAAGAAGUUAAAGGAAGUUUUAAAGGCCUAAAGAACAAAGCAGACAUGGAUGUUAAAGUAGUUUGA
This is a messenger RNA of Nanorana parkeri, 2632 nucleotides long. Its product is annotated as NACHT, LRR and PYD domains-containing protein 12-like. Gene Ontology annotation, molecular function: protein binding. Bases 5 to 2632 code for a protein of 875 amino acids. The record is from RefSeq and is a predicted model, not a curated record. Gene Ontology annotation, cellular component: cytoplasm. The transcript is spliced from 9 exons. NCBI's taxonomy places the organism in Eukaryota, Metazoa, Chordata, Amphibia, Anura, Dicroglossidae.